Mesorhabditis belari is the source of this 828-nucleotide messenger RNA. NCBI's taxonomy places the organism in Eukaryota, Metazoa, Nematoda, Chromadorea, Rhabditida, Rhabditidae. The record is from the annotation of a GenBank genome assembly.
AUGCGGUGUAUCCUCUUGUUCUGUUCUCUCAUCGGGCUCACUUUUGCCGUUUCUUGUUGGUCGGACAGUAGUGACAACGAGAAGCACACGAAAGAGAAAAAAGUGAUGGACUGUGGAAGCGAUUGCAAUUAUUGUGCAAAGGGUACCGGAAAAUUCAAAGCUGGGACGAUAAAUGGCAAAACGAGCGGUUCGCUUUGGUUGUGCGGUUGUGGAUUGGAAAUUAUAACUUUGACCGGGGUCGAGUGCAAGGACAAAGGCUCGCAGAGUGUUUCGAAUGCUUACGUCGACGAUUAUUUUAAAACUUGCGACAUUGAUUUGAAAUUAGCAAAAUUAACAAUGAACAUUUGGGCUCUGAUUUUUCGAUUGCAUGAGCCCGCCUGCUGCAUGUGCUUCUGCGGCUACAAAACCUACAACGGAAUGUCGAAUGUGGUGGCCAGUGCAAAGACGAGACGACUGCAGAGACAACUGUUCUACUCGCUUGUAACUUUGACAGCCAUCCCAUUGGCUUUCAUCUAUGGUCCACUGGUGCUGUGUUUUUUGGGGCCUAUCGUUGGCCUUGGAAUGGGUCGUUUCGGGAUCGUUUACCACUGGCUUUUGACCAUUCCGCCAUUCUUCGAGCCGAUCGUUUUAAUCUAUUUCAUUGGCGACUAUCGUCGAGCCGCUUUGGGGAUCCUUGGGAGACUUGACUGUUGCUCUCUCUUUCCGCAAAUUUGGAGAGGCGAGCUAUUCACUUCCUCAGCCUACAAGACGAGCACAGCGAACAACAGCACUCAACAGACAAGACCUUCAUCGGAGGUUAAUCGCUCCGAAAAUGAUCGAAACAACCUU